This is a messenger RNA of Ostrinia furnacalis (Asian corn borer), 8403 nucleotides long. RefSeq lists its product as uncharacterized. The transcript has 2 exons. The record is from RefSeq and is a predicted model, not a curated record. NCBI's taxonomy places the organism in Eukaryota, Metazoa, Arthropoda, Insecta, Lepidoptera, Crambidae. Gene Ontology annotation, molecular function: aspartic-type endopeptidase activity; nucleic acid binding. Gene Ontology annotation, biological process: DNA integration; proteolysis. The coding region runs from base 570 to 8066 and encodes 2498 amino acids.
UAUCUGUACAAAGUACAGUUUAUUGCAAGCAAGCAUAAAACCAAAUGUUAUUUACGCUUUGCUAGUUGACAUUAUUUAUUUUGUUAAAUCUACGAUUAGUUCACUGCUGCCUUUAUUAGUGUGCACACACAUUACAUCAUUGUAUCAAGUCGAAACAGUAAAUCAAGUAUUUCAAGUCUUCGAGUGUUGUUAUUAUCAAGAUCACCCAAGAUACAUCAAUUUAAUGUAUGGACCAGUCAAGGGCUCAUACAAUAAUGGUCCUUCGAGCUAUUUUUAGUAAUUUUCGUGUGAUUUUGUGUGGUUGCGAAUCGGCUCGCCGGCCUCCCAGAAGCGGGUCUCACCGGUAGAGUUGAGAAGGCGCAUAAGACCAUACAGAGUCUGCGGAAAUACUAAACAAGACCAAGCGACAAGUGAAGAAACAAGUCUACAAUCACAAGAAACAAGAAUUAUCAAGUUAUCAAGCCGGUACGUACCUAUCAAGAAUUUAAAGGCAAAAAAGCAGAACUCAAUUUCAAGAUCAACACUCAACAUCAGCAAGAUAUUUCAAGUCAUCAACUUCCUUUUUCAUCAUGGAAGUACUCGCAAGUCAAGAAAAACUUUCUGAAGUAAUCAAGAAUUGUUUACGUAACUUCAAGAAAGAAAGUGCAGAACGCAAGACGUCGGAAAAUAUCAAGAGACGGAUCGAAAAAUUAGAUUACAACUGGAACGAGUAUCAGGAAAAUCAUAGAAAACUAUGUCAAGUGCUACAAGACGAUCACGAAUAUUUCACUGAAGACGACUACAGUAUCAUACAAAAAUGUUAUCAAGAUACAAGACACUAUUUAAUUACUACAAUAAAAUCAUCAUCAUCACUGCCAGAACCGCAAGAUAAAGACAAGGAAGACACGAUGGAAGCUGGAAAACCUACUUUCUCGUGGGCCUCGGAAGUAAACGAAGAACAAGCAAAAUCUACUUCGAGAGGAAAUUAUAGCCAAUUAGACGACUUAAUGAAAAAACAAACUACCAACUUCAAGGCAUUUUCAAGAACGAUAUCUCAAAUUAACAUUGAGACAAUCCAAGAUAAGUGGGAAUUUGAAGAUACGUUGCGAUCUCUACACUCCCGAUGGCAAGCGAUAGACACCCUCCACUGGGAAAUUGACAGUAUCUUAAAUGGGUCAGACAUGGGAUACGAGAUGGAAUUUACCCAACAUGAGCAGAAAUACAACAAUAUCAAGCGAGCGAUUAAUAACAAGUUGUGGUCAGUUUCACACCGAGAGAAGUCGACCCCCCAGCUGGACAUUCCAGUCUUCACCGGGAACUACCAACAAUGGGCGUCGUUCAAGGAUCUGUUUUGCGAAACAAUACAUAAUAAUCCUGCCCUAUCAAACGCUCAAAAGAUGCAACAUCUCAAAAGCAAGUUAAGAGGUGAAGCUGAACGUUUGAUCCAACACCUACCAAUUGGGUCAGAAAACUACCUCGCAAGUUGGGACAUCCUGAAUCAUCGCUACAACAACAAAAAACUAAUAUUCACUUCCCAUAUGAAUAUUUUGAUGAGUAUACCAGCGAUACAGCAAGUGACCUCAAAUCAAGUAAAACGUAUCCAUGACGUCACAACAGAAUGUAUAAACGCCAUCAAGAACUUAGGUGUUGACAUCGACAGCUGGGACCCGAUCCUCAUACACAUCAUAUCCCAAAAAUUAGAUGCAGAAACGCAUAGUGAAUACAUGAACUCUCUUAAAGACCCAAGAGAGUUACCUAAGAUGAUCGAUUUUAUGGCAUUUUUGGAGAACAAAUUUACAACUAUGGAGUCAUCACGUCGCAAGCAAGAAGCGAAUCUAAGACCCAACUUCCAAGCAACACCUUCAAAAAAGCAAGAAUACAAUCAUCAAACAAGAAAAUAUCUUCAAAAUACAAGCAACAAAGCUACAUUUCAUCAAGUACAAUCAAAUCGCUACAAACUAUGUUGCGCAAUUUGCAACAGCAAUGAACAUGGAAUUUAUUUCUGCAAACAAUUUUUAGAGAUGACCCCAAUGCAAAAACGACAAGCGAUUACGAAACUGAAUUACUGCGCAAAUUGCCUAUGCAGUCACUAUGGAAAAAACUGCACUUCAAGCUCACGUUGUCGUGAAUGUGACGGAAAUCACAACACACUUUUACACGAAGCAUUUCGCAAGUUCAAUAACCCGAUAACCAGGACCGGGAUUCAAGGAUCAAGCUCACAACCGACAAACACUUACACCGCUCAACAAGGAGAAUCAUCUGAAGUACUAUUAGCAACCGCCAUAAUACAAGUAGCAGGAGUAGAUGGUGUAUCCCGGAAAAUGAGAGCCCUCAUCGAUCCAGGAUCACAGAUAUCCAUCAUCACAGAGAACGCUGCACAACAACUAAGAUUGCCGCGACAAAAAUGUUCAGGAGUAAUAACUGGAGUUGGUACCAAGGACACAAACUGCAAAGGGAAAAUCACGAUCCAUUGCUCGUCCUUGAUUGAAAACUUCGCAUUCACCACGGAAGCACUCAUCAUGAACAAGUUAACUAAUAAUUUGCCAAACUACACAUUCAAGAAACCAGACUGGAAAUACCUAAACAAGUUAUCACUCGCCGAUCCCGAGUUUUUCAUCAGUCGUCCUAUUGACAUACUACUAGGCGCUGAUAUUUACGCAAGCAUCCUGAUGGAAGAGAUAAGAAAACCUAAUAACACACAACCCGUAGCACAAAGAACCCAACUUGGUUGGAUUUUAUACGGAAAAACAACGACAACACUGCAGUGCAACGUUGUCCUUAACAAUAUAGAGGACAUUCAACGAUUUUGGGAGAUUGAAGAAAUAUCAAGUGAACCCUCUCAAUCAAAUGAUGAUCAAGAAUGUAUAGAUUUUUAUAAAACAACCACAACAAGAAGGAAUGAUGGAAAGUAUCAAGUGCGACUCCCGCUCAAGAAGGACAUCCAUGAAUUAGGUCAAUCAAGAAACAAAGCAAUCGCACAGUUCCUCCAAUUAGAAAGGAAAUUCAAGGCGAAUCCAAAAGUAGAAACCGAGUACAAGAUGUUUAUGCAUGAAUACCAAGAUUUAGGUCACAUGCAAAAGGCCAACUGUAAGACGACACCUGAAUAUUUUUUACCACAUCAUUGUGUGCUUCGAGAAUCGACCACGACGUCACUACGUGUGGUAUUCAACGCCUCCCAAAAUACCAGUAAUGGGAAGAGCCUUAACGACUACAUGCAUAAAGGACCAAACCUACAACAGGACCUUUUUGCAUUGAUUUUGAAAUGGCGCCAAUAUUACAUCGCUUUCACGGCAGACAUAGAAAAAAUGUUUCGCCAAAUCUGGAUACACCCCGACGAUCUAAAAUUCCAGAAAAUAAUAUGGCGUGACUUCCCUAAUCAAGCCAUAGAGGAAUACGAGUUGACGUCAGUCACAUAUGGAACCAAGGCCGCUCCAUUCCUCGCCAUGAUGACCCUGAGACAAUUAGCAGAAGACGAAAGACAAAAUUAUCCUGAAGCGGCAGAAAUUGUAAAAACAAGUUUUUAUAUGGAUGAUUUACUUCAAGGAUCUCAUUCACUGGAAAACGCCAUAAAAAUAAAACAAGAAUUGAUCGAAUUAUUGAAAAAAGGAGGCUUCAAUCUGCGAAAAUGGACCUCAAACCAUCAAGAUUUACUGCAAGACAAGCAAAAUGAUACCAAACAAGAUGAAUACGAUUUCAAGCAUUUGACUUCAACGAAAACACUCGGACUCCGUUGGGAUCCAGAACAAGACAUGUUUAUAUUUCAAUCAAUGAUAGACAACCCUACAGAUAACAUCAACAAUACCAAGAGAAAACUGUUAUCUGAUUUAUCUAAACUUUUCGACCCUCUCGGAUGGCUUACACCCAUCUCUACAAAAUUGAAACUGCUAUUUCAACAAGUAUGGGAACAAGAUAUCCCCUGGGACGCCAAGAUACCAGACAACAUUAAUAUAGAAUGGAUAAAAUUGAAACAAGACCUAAUAAACAUCAAUAAAAUACAAAUACCAAGAUGGUUAGGUACAAAGCCUGACACAGAUAUUGAAUUGCACGGAUUUUGCGACGCAUCGCAAAAUGCCUACGCUUGCGUCAUUUAUUGCAAGUUAUCAAGUGACACAGAAACAAAAAUCAUUCUAGUUGUCGCGAAAUCAAAAAUAGUACCACGAAACAAAGACAUCUCACUGCCCAGGAAAGAACUAAUUGGGGCACAUCUGCUAUCCCAAUUAAUGCAGAAAGUUGAACAAUGCUUAACCAACUAUAAAGUCAGUCUAUACGCAUGGACUGACUCUACAGCAGUGCUCGGAUGGAUACAAGGAAAUCCAGACCGCUGGAAAACGUUCGUUUCCAACAGAGUAAGGAAAAUCACAACGGUCUUACCAGCCGAGCAUUGGCGGUAUGUAAAGUCAGCCGACAACCCCGCUGACUGCGCCAGCCGAGGCAUAACACCAUCGCAACUACUACAACAUAGCCUAUGGUGGCAAGGACCGGCUUGGCUAUCGUCAUUCAAGGACGAAAAGACUGAACAAGAAACCUAUUUUACAAACGAAGAAUCAAGAAACAACACACAAGUCAACUUAACUACUCAGAGCACAGAACAAGAAAGCAUUAUAAAAGACUUAUUACAAAAGUACAGCUCACUAUCAAGAGUGAUACGAAUUUUGGGCUGGGUACGUCGUUUUAUAUCAGGAGGAAAAAGGAAGAGAGAGUCGUACCUGACGUUGGAAGAAUUAAAAAAUGCAAAAAUUGCCAUCAUCAAGCAAACACAAGCUGAGACAUAUCAAGAUGAAAUCUCUGACUUACAAAACAACAAACAGAUUUCACCUAAGAGCAAGAUUCUUCCUCUGAAUCCCUAUUUGGAUCAAGAUGGAUUGUUGAGAGUUGGAGGAAGAUUGCAAAAUGCUCACAUAAGUCAAGAAAUGAUGCAUCCAAUAAUCUUGCCCUACAACAGUCGACUGACUGACCUUGUUAUCGAUGACGCACACAAGGCAACCUACCACGGCGGAGCUCGUGUUACUUUGGCUUUUAUUAGACAAAAAUAUUGGUUGAUAUGCGGAAAUAGAGCAACAAAAAAGCACAUAAGAAAGUGUGUGACCUGCAAGAAGCAAAAACCUAUAAAACAAGAACAACUGAUGGGACAGCUACCAGGUGCUAGAGUCAAUCAAUCCCGUCCGUUCCUUCAUACUGGAGUUGAUUUCACGGGGCACGUGUUUGUGAAAGCCAACAAGGGUCGCGGAAUAAAGACACUUAAAGCCUACAUCGCAGUAUUCGUGUGCAUGGUAACCAAGGCUGUGCAUCUCGAAUUAGUGUCUGACCUGACAACAUCAUCUUUCAUAGCUGCGCUGCGAAGAAUGGCAGCACGAAGGGGAAAACCUCGUCACAUGUACAGUGACAAUGGCCGGAACUUCGUGGGUGCGAGCAAAGUAUUACAACAAGAAUAUCAAGAUAUACAGCAAGUUUUCACAGACGAGUUUAUGAAAGAAAUAACAGACCUAGAGAUCACGUGGCACUUCAACGCUCCAGCGUGGCCAUCAGCUGGUGGGAUUUUUGAAGCUGCAGUUAAGAGUUUCAAGUUUCACCUUAAAAGAGUGAUUGGACAACAAGCGCUUACAUUUGAAGAAUUCUCAACUCUAUUAGCACAAAUAGAGGGGUGUCUUAACUCAAGGCCUCUGUGCGCCCUAUCAGAAGAUCCUGAGGACCUAGAUUUUCUAACUCCGUCUCAUUUUCUCACUGGUGGUCCAUUACUGACCAUAGUGGAGACUGAAAGAGACACAAGAACACGUUGGCAAAUGACCCAAAAGAUUCUUCAAGAUGUAUGGUCCCGCUGGAAGGCAGAGUAUCUGACACAAUUAACAACAAGAACCAAAUGGAGGAAACUUCAACAGAAUAUCAGCAUCAACGACGUUGUAAUAGUCAACGACGAAAAUCUUCCCCCAGGCAAGUGGAUAAUGGGAAGAGUGGUAGAUACCCACCCUGGUCAAGACGGCCACGUGAGAGUUGUAACAUUGAAAACAAAAAGCGGCUACAUCAAACGCCCUAUCACUAAAUUAUCAAUAUUAACUGAACAUCAAGAAAUCAACAAGAGUGACGUAAUUAAUCAAGCUACAAGUCAAUCAAACAAUACUGACAUCAACAACGCAAGUACAAGACGACAGAGAAGCAAGAAAUUCUCGUUUACCACCCUACUUACCACAUUUUUGAUGUUCAUGACCUUCAUAUCAAGUUCACAUGGCUUGGUGAACAUAACCAAGUUCAAGGAUACUCAAGGACUAUACUUCGACAAGUUAUCCAACAUGCAGUUGAUUAAAGACGAAUGGAAACUCGUGACAUACUUUGAUAUGGAACCAUAUUGGCAAGGAACACAAGCCUUAGAAAAGUACUUACAAACAUUAGAAAAAUCAUGCGGAGUGAUAACAAGGGAACAAGUUCAAUGUAGUGCAAUAACCCUACAACUGCGUCAUCAGUUUACGGAACUCGAGUACUAUAAUCACCUGUUAGUAAAUCAGCAAAUUCGAGCUCGUGCUAAGCACGCGAGGCGCACGCGACGCGGCUUUAUCAAUGCAAUUGGAAACCUAGCCGGCGACCUGUUUGGCGUAUUAGAUGACCGCUUCGCAAAACAAUAUGAACAAGAUAUCAAGUUACUGCGUGAGAACCAGAAACAUUUAUUGAAUUUAUGGAAAAAUCAGACUUCCAUAGUAGAAGCAGAAAACAAUCUUUUAAAGAGGACUGAAGAUUUGAUGAAUCAGCAACACAAGACUGCAAAUCAACAUAUUAUAACAUUAGAAAAAGCCAUGGAUGAUCUGAAAAAUGCCGCGGAAGUAAAUCUGAACCUUAACGACUUUGCAUUAGAGUCCAUAAUAGCGAGUAACAUGCUAAGCAACUUGAGAGUCCUACAAGACACGCUCUUGCAAACUGUCACUGAAAUUCAUCAAGGAUACUUCAACAUUCACAUACUUACACCUGAUCAACUUAGAAAAGAACUAAGCACUGUAUCAAGCCAAGCACCACAAGACGUGUCGCUACCUGUGAACAAUCUUCAGUCAGACCUCGCCAAGAUGUAUGAAUUCAUGAGUGUACGAACAAGAGUCCUCGAUGAAUACUUUAUCUUCGAAAUAAGGAUACCACUCAUAAGCAGAGACACCUUCGAGAUCCUACGCAUCAUUCCAUUGCCUAAAUAUCAAGAUGAGAAGAUGAUCAGCCUAGUUCCAGUAGCAGAUUAUGUAGCAGUCAACAUCAAGAAAGAUUUAUUCAUAACUAUAUCUGACAGCGACUUAUCAAAAUGUUUUCAUCAAGAUGAUGCAUAUUUUUGUCGUAACCAAGGCCCAGAAUAUCUGAUGAAAGCCGACAAAAAUCUAUGUCAACAAGAGAACUCAGAAUGCAUGAUAGAAACAAGGUCAUGCCAAGACGUCUGGAAAGAGUCAUAUUCUAUAAACACUUACGUUUAUUUUUGUUGUUUACAAUGUCAAGUACGAAUCAUGUGCGACGAUCAAAUUGCAACACAUCAGCUGAGCGGCAGUGGCCUUAUCACCAUAGGUCAUGGCUGCAUUAUCAAGACGGAAAAGUUCACCAUUUAUCCACAUAGAUCUCAUACAAGCGAGAUAAGAUUAUCACCAGACGUAUACUCUCCGACAUUGGCGCCUAUCAACAACAUCAUCAACUUAUCAAUACCUCACGACAUGAAAGAAAUUGAACCAAGUGCUCGUUCAUCCAUCCAACAAGAAGCAAUUAAAAUCGAUGACAAGAUCAAAGCAAUCAAAACAAAAGAGGAUGAACUAACAAUUUCUUCAGAAGCAGUCUCGUUCCAUGACAUCCACCACUACGUCAUGAUAUACAUCGUAAUAGCUGGCGUAGCGAUAGUAGGAGUCGUAUGGAUCGUACGUCGCUCGCCAUGCAGACGAAGAGUGAAUGUAACAAGCCCAGAGCCAGCCGCCACGACCGCAGCCAUAGAGCUGUCUCCCGUCAGCGAGUCACGUCCCCGGCCUGCUCCCGCCUACCGAAGCACUCCGAACGUAGAAGAACCUCUGCACGUCGACAAGAACACGUCUCCCCCACCAAGAAGGGCUUACACCCAGCGGCUACAUAAUACAGUGUCGUGAAGUGUUAAAUGAAAUUUAUCAAUUUAUAAGAUUAGACUUAAGCAUGACAUGUAAAAUAUUUAAGUUUUAAUUUUAUCUUCUUUAAUUUUUCUAUUUUUUAUCAAUAAAAUUCCCCAGCAUCUCCCGCCCGGGAAUAUGUACAAAGUACAGUUUAUUGCAAGCAAGCAUAAAACCAAAUGUUAUUUACGCUUUGCUAGUUGACAUUAUUUAUUUUGUUAAAUCUACGAUUAGUUCACUGCUGCCUUUAUUAGUGUGCACACACAUUACAUCAUUGUAUCAAGUCGAAACAGUAAAUCAAGUAUUUCAAGUCUUCGAGUGUUGUUAUUAUCAAGAUCAC